Molecule: messenger RNA, 3764 nt
Organism: Myxocyprinus asiaticus (Chinese sucker)
Lineage: Eukaryota; Metazoa; Chordata; Actinopteri; Cypriniformes; Catostomidae
Gene: hace1
Product: HECT domain and ankyrin repeat containing E3 ubiquitin protein ligase 1
Exons: 20
Coding region: 169-2370 (733 amino acids)
Biological process (GO): positive regulation of protein catabolic process; proteasome-mediated ubiquitin-dependent protein catabolic process; protein polyubiquitination
Cellular component (GO): nucleus
Molecular function (GO): ubiquitin-protein transferase activity; protein binding
Source: RefSeq, a predicted model, not a curated record
GGAAAUAUUGUCCAAAAUGAAUCAGAGUGAUCGAGGGAUGUUGUUCGCUGGCGUGAGCCGUGGACACAGCCCCUAAACCCCACAGCAGAUGGAAGAGAUCGACUCUUUGGCUGUUCAGAGACAGAAUAAGAGUUCCAUGAGUUGAAUUCCUGCUGUUUGGCGUCUCAUAUGAUGGAACGGGCGAUGGAACAUCUGAAUGUGCAGCUGAAUCGGUUAACGCGCUCAUUGCGCCGCGCCAGGACAAUAGAGCUCCCCGAAGAUAGUGAAACAGCUGUGUACACCCUAAUGCCCAUGGUCAUGGCUGACCAGCACAGGUCUGUUUCUGAAUUGCUUUUAAACUCCAAGUUUGAUGUCAACUAUGCCUUUGGACGUGUUAAAAGAAGCCUUCUACACAUCGCUGCCAAUUGUGGGUCAGUAGAGUGUCUUGUCCUGCUAUUAAAACGUGGAGCGAAUCCAAACUAUCAGGACAUUUCUGGCUGUACACCUCUACACCUGGCAGCAAGAAAUGGACAGAAGAAGUGUAUGGGCAGACUGUUAGAGUACAACGCUGAUGUCAAUAUCUGCAAUAAUGAAGGCUUGACUGCUAUUCACUGGCUGGCUGUGAAUGGAAGGACAGAACUGCUUCAUGAUCUAGUUCAACAUGUGUCUAAUGUGGAUGUGGAAGACGCUAUGGGCCAGACAGCAUUACAUGUUGCCUGCCAAAAUGGACACAAGACUACAGUGCAGUGUCUUCUGGACAGUGGAGCAGACAUCAACAGACCCAAUGUAUCUGGAGCGACUCCGCUUUAUUUCGCCUGCAGUCAUGGUCAGAGAGACACCGCUCAAAUACUGCUCUUAAGAGGAGCAAAGUAUCUGCCAGACAAGAAUGGGGUCACACCGCUUGACUUAUGUGUGCAGGGUGGAUAUGGCGAAACAUGUGAAAUUCUCAUCCAGCAUCACAGCAGACUGUUUCAGACGCUGAUACAGAUGACCCAGAAUGAAGACAUUAAAGAGAACAUGCUCAGGCAAGUGUUAGAGCACGUCUCACAGCAGAAUGACUCCAACUACCAGAGGAUUCUCACCAGCUUGGCUGAGGUGGCCACCACAAAUGGGCAUAAACUGCUAAGUUUGUCCAGUAACUUUGAGGUGCAAAUGAAGAGUUUACUCCGGAUUGUCCGCAUCUUCUGUCAUGUGUUCUGUCUUGGACCAUCCUCUCCAAACAGUGGGAAUGACAUGGGCUACAAUGGCAACAAGACGCCCCGUAACCAGGUGUUCAAGCCUCUGGAACUGUUAUGGCACUCACUGGAGGAGUGGCUGGUGCUCAUCUCCACUGAACUGGAUAAAGAGUGCAGAGACGCCAGCGCGUUGUCCUCAGGAAAUGACAUCGCCUCACUUCUCCUGAAGAAGCAGGAGUCUGAAUCCUCUCUGUCCAGUGAAACUCCUCCACUGCUGCUGAAUGCCAAAGCUGUGAUAAAGACGCCGGAGGGAUACGCCGAUGGCCAGGAUGUCAUGUCCAUGAUUGCCAAUCGCCUGAGUGCUGUGAUACAGACCUUCUACAUGUGCUGUUCCUGUCAGAUGCCACAUGGCUUGACCUCUCCUCGAUUCAUCGAGUUUGUCUGUAAACAUGAUGAGGUUCUCAAGUGUUUUGUCACAAGGAAUCCAAAAAUUAUCUUCAAUCACUUCCACUUCCUGCUGGAGUGCCCUGAGAUCAUGUCUCGAUUUAUGCAUAUCAUCAAAGGCCAGCCGUUUAAAGACCGGUGCGAGUGGUUUUAUGAACAUCUUCUGGCCGGACAGCCAGAUUCUGAUAUGGUUCACCGUCCGGUUAAUGAAAAUGACAUUCUUCUGGUUCACAGAGACUCAUUAUUCCGCAGCAGCUGUGAGGUUGUGUCCAAAUCCUCCAAUGAGAAGCUCAAACAAGGCAUUGCUGUGCGGUUCCAUGGUGAAGAGGGCAUGGGUCAGGGUGUGGUCAGAGAGUGGUUUGACAUUCUGUCCAAUGAGAUCAUCAACCCAGACUAUGCACUGUUUACACAAUCUGCAGAUGGUACCACGUUUCAACCCAACAGUAACUCCUCAGUCAACCCAGAUCAUCUGAACUACUUUAGAUUUGCUGGUCAAAUCUUGGGUCUGGCGCUCUACCAUCGCCAGCUGGUCAACAUUUACUUCACACGCUCCUUUUACAAGCACAUACUGGGUAUCCCAGUGAGCUACCAGGAUGUGUCAUCCAUUGACCCAGAGUAUGCUAAGAACCUGCAGUGGAUCCUGGACAAUGAUAUCAGUGAUCUUGGCCUUGAGUUGACCUUCUCUGUAGAGACAGACGUGUUUGGAACCAUGGAGGAAGUGCCUCUCAAACCAGGAGGAACUGCUAUUCAGGUCACACAAGACAACAAGUAGUAGCACCUGCGCAUGCAGCACAAAAUGGAACGGGACACCUGUUUAAUGUCGACACGACGCACCGCAAUGGACGCUUCCAGCGUAGACCACAUCAUUGAUUAUAAUUGGAUUCUACUGCUUUUGAUGCGACGUGCCGCUUGCGUCUGGUGUAGACGGUGUAAAGGCCUUGAUAUAUUUCCAAAGAAGUUCUUCUUCAUUCUAUGUUUAGGGGUAAAAAGAAGUUCUAAACAGCUGACGGUAUACUGUUUCCGAACAUUCAGACACCGAUCACACCGCAGCAUUUAAAUAUGAGGACACUACAUAUAAAACCUAAACUAAUGUGACAUUAAAAUGUGUUCAAUGACUUUAGCCUCAUGAGUAGAAUUCAGAUGAGGGCAGUGAAAGAAGUUGUUUUAACCACUCGAUGAUGAUUUAAAGUAAUAUGCAGUAGAAAAUGUUUUGUUUGUCUUGUUUAGAUUCUGAAUUCAUGAUGCUAAUGUGCUUACAUGCUAUACGCGGCCAUAAUAUACGGCAAUUAUACUAUUAUUGUCAUUUAUGAUGACAUUGAUACGACUGCAAAAAUGGACGUAUAAAAGAGUAAUAAUGGGCAAAAUUCAGACAAAAUAAUGAUUAUAAGAGAGGCAUAUCUUACUUUGGGCAGAUGUGUGAAUGGCUUUCGCUGCAGAUGGCACAUGAGUGAAGCAGCAUAUAAAACAACAGAGUGAAUGGGCACUUGAGAGCAUUUGAGUAGAUUUGAUUCCUUUUGUAGACUAAUAAAAAAUUAAUUAAAAAAAUUGAAUGACAUGGUCCUGCCCACAGGUAUGUUCCAGUUGAAUACUGAACGAAAAACGUAAACAAAGUAGUAGGUGGAGCUUCAGGUCACACCUAACGAUGUGGACCAAUGGCAGUAAGAAGGUGUUUAGCAGCCGGUUAGAAGUUUUCCUAAAACUUCACACAGACGAGCUGUUCUGAACCACCGAAAAGAACGCAAAAACAUAUUCUUUUUGGCCAGAUUUUAUUCUAAAUUAUGUCAUACCCGUUUGUUUUUUGAUUUCAUAAAAAAAAAUAAAUAAAUAAAAAAAUAAAUAAAAAAAAAAAACUUAACUACCAUUUUCUUCUUAAUUGAUAACUUAAGAAAAAGGUUAAGAAUAUUUUGUGUUCCCGAAAGAAAGAAAAAAUCUUCUUAAAAAAAAUUCUAAUUAUCUAAAAUGAAAUUCUCAAAAACUGGCGUAAAUAAAGUUAAAGUUAAUAUAACCUCACAGUUGUCUUAAAUCUCAAAAGGUAAAAUGAAAUUACGGAGUUGUUUAAAUUGUUAUGAGUUUUAUCAUGUUGAGUCAGAAGUCGCAAUGGGCUGUUUAUGUAGAAAUGUGAUUUUUAGACCAAAACACUUUUUUGACUGUUUUUGUUUUAUUUUU